Messenger RNA from Colletotrichum gloeosporioides, 14616 nucleotides. RefSeq names its product Hydroxamate-type ferrichrome siderophore peptide synthetase. Lineage: Eukaryota; Fungi; Ascomycota; Sordariomycetes; Glomerellales; Glomerellaceae. The transcript is spliced from 5 exons. Gene Ontology annotation, cellular component: cytoplasm. The record is from RefSeq and is a predicted model, not a curated record. Gene Ontology annotation, biological process: secondary metabolite biosynthetic process; amino acid activation for nonribosomal peptide biosynthetic process. Bases 1 to 14616 code for a protein of 4871 amino acids. Gene Ontology annotation, molecular function: catalytic activity; phosphopantetheine binding.
AUGAACGACAGUGAGCCUGAGCCCGAGCUCAAGCUCUCGAUAUUGAAUCCUCACCCGCAGAGGGUCCCCGGGCCUCAUCUUCUUCACGAGCUCGUGCAUUUUUCUUCAGAUGAUUCCAUUCCCGCAAUACACUCCCUUGAUGCCCAAGGACGAGAAUCAACAUGGUCCUAUUCACAGCUCCAUCGGUCUGCAGAUGUGCUGGCAGCGCGCAUAUCUGCCGUCGCAAAAAUUCGUCCCAAAGACGAGGAGUUCGUCGUGCCUCUGUUGGUUCCGCAAUGUCCACAACUCUACAUCUCGAUGCUGGCCAUCCUCAAAGCAGGGGGAGCUUUCUGUCCGUUAAAUCUCGACGCGCCUCCGGAGCGAGUGAGGUUCAUCCUCCAGGAUGUUGCGGCCAAGGUGGUCAUUGUCAGCCGCGAACUGGCAACCAAGAUUCCUCAAGAUGACCAAGAGAGGACCAUUCUGAUAGUGGACGAGGAUGCGGUCGAAGAUUCUCCCGUCCCCAAGAUAUCAGAGUCAGAAACAAUACCCCAGCGUCUUGCAUACGUUAUGUACACAUCUGGUUCCACUGGGACGCCCAAGGGUGUAGGAGUCUCUCACGAAGCAGCGACACAGAGUCUUUUGGCUCAUAACAAACACAUCCCGAGCUUCAGACGCUUUCUCCAGUUCGCAUCACCGACUUUCGAUGUUUCCGUUUUCGAAAUCUUCUUCCCGCUCUUCCGUGGAUGCACCCUAGUCACUUGCGACCGCGGCCGCAUGCUCAACGACCUGCCCGACGUUAUAAGAACUCUGCAAGUUGAUGCCUGCGAACUGACUCCCACUGUCGCUGGCAGCCUGUUGCGACUGCGGCAAAACGCGCCUGGCUUGAGGUUGCUGUUGACGAUCGGCGAGAUGUUGACUGAAGCUGUUGUCAAUGAGUUUGGUGGUAGUGAGGAGGCUGAGAGCAUACUAUGGGGCAUGUACGGCCCGACAGAAGCGGCCAUUCAUUGCACGCUCCGGCCGGAAUAUCCCACAACUUGCCCUGCCUCGAAUAUUGGUUUCCCUCUCAAAUCUGUUUCAUGCUUUGUUGCUGCCAUUCCUGAUGAAGGUACUCCUUACGAAUUCAGGAUCUUGCCGCUCGGCGAGACUGGUGAGCUUGUUGUCGGCGGCCACCAGCUUGCAAACGGCUAUCUUAACAGACCCGAACAAACAUCUGCUGCAUUUCUUGAUACCCCGUUUGGUCGUGUCUACCGCACAGGAGACAAGGCAAAGAUGAACCCAGACGGGACGUUGGAGUGUCUUGGACGUAUAUCUGAUGGCCAGGUGAAGCUUCGCGGGCAGCGCAUUGAGCUCGGCGAAGUGGAACAAGCUGCCAUGCGCGCAAGUGGAUGCCAUAGUGCCGUCGCGAUGGUAUUGGCUGGUAUCCUGGUCGUAUUCUGCGCCAUGGAUGAUGAUGCAAAUUCCAACGACCAUGUAGAAGACAUCCUCGCUACUUGCGCCAAGUGGCUUCCAUCCUUCAUGGUUCCUGGAGAUGUUAUUCUCAUGACCAGUUUCCCAAGGUUACCUUCAGGCAAGGUUGAUCGGAAGUUGCUCAAAAGUGAUUAUGAGGUCGCCAAGAUCUCACCACCCACGAGCUCGUCGGAGUUGACCGAUCCUUUGCUGCGAGAAGUGGCAACAGCCAUUUCGGACCUCCUCGGCUUUGAGGUCUCGCCAUCGACACAACUGGGCUCUUCAGGUGUCGACUCUCUCAUGACCAUUAGACUGGCUUCGGCGCUGAGGGAGAAAGGGUUCAAUGUGUCUGCAACGGAUGUCCUCGAAUCUAGGGAUGUGUCCUCACUAUGUUCUCGGCUGGCAGCAUCAUCAGACUCGACGGGAGAUGCAUCUGCAAAGUAUUCGGAAAUACCUAUCAAUCAGGUCUUAGAACAGCACCGGGAUCUUGACUCAAUACAGAGCGAUAUUGAAGCUGUCCAUUGGUGCACACCACUGCAGAAUGCAAUGCUUGCGGAAACGGCGGUCAACUCUCAAGCCUACUGCAACUGGAUCGAGCUCGAAAUCCCAACUGGAUCCACCACUCAUGAUGCGGAAAAGUGGAUUCGCGAUGUUGCGUCAGUCAACAGCAUCUUUCGCUCUGGAUUCAUCCCUCUUGGCAGAGGUUUUGCGCAAGUCGUUUUCCAUCGGCUGUCGGAGUCUUCCGUCACACAUGUCGAGCAGCUCGAUCGGAGUUUUUCCAUCUCAUCAGACAGGGAGUUUCUCCGUCCGCUUAGAGUUCAGAUCUGCCAAUCGGAUUCCGACGAUGGUGGUUCCAUCUUGUUGCAGAUCCACCAUGCACUGUACGAUGGGUGGUCCGCCGACAUGCUUCUUGAAGAUCUCUCAGCUCUAGCCCAGGGCAAACCGAUUAAGUCGCAUCCACAAUUUCAAGAUGUGGCCAACUUCUUCAGUGAUCCCACCACGACACGGCAGCUUGACGACGCACGCAGUUUCUGGGCGGAAAACCUGCUUGGCUGGCAAAGACAUAGCUUGCCACGCCUUAUGGGCCGUCUUCCUGAAACGAUAGAGGUUCUGACAACGAGACGAACUCUGGAUAUUUCACAAGUCGACUUGGAUGAAGGGGCGAAACAAUUACAAUGCCAUCCGCAGGUCUUCUUCCAAGCAGCUCUAUCAUGGCUUUGGGCUGGACUGCAGGGUCAACCUGACGUGGUCAUCGGCUCCGUGUCUUCGGGUAGGACGAUUCCAGUCACCAAUGUUGAGCAUAUCAUGGGACCUUGCAUCUCAUCGACCCCAUUGCGAGUUGAUUUGAGGGGGCUAAGUUCGAUUGCCGAUCUCAUUCGAGCGAUCCAUGCCACUAACCGCCAGGUUUUGCAGCAUGGCAUCCUUCCACUGAACGAGAUCAAGAAGUUGACUGGUCUGAGCCCUGGUGACUCGAUCUAUGAUGUUCUCUUCGUUUACCAAGAAUCUCUGUACAGUCAGAACCGCACCACUGGCCAAGUGCGGGAGGUCGCCCAUCAGGAUUUCCUGGAAACGGGUCUACUCGUCGAGGUUGAGCCAACUGCCAACGGUCCGAGCUGCCGUAUCACCCACCAUACCAAUGCAAUUUCGAGAGAGCACGCGAGUCUGCUGGUGCACCAGCUUGAGUCUGUGGUACUUCACCUUCUUCGAAAUCCAAAGUCUCACAUCAACACAAUCAGCAACAACUCCUCCCCAGACCUGAGAUCAAUAUUCAAUGACGCCCCGUCAACUUUGAACGAUGUGCCUGAUCUGGCUUCCAUUUUCGAGCGAGCAGCAGACCUCACACCGGAUGCAAUUGCGGUUCGCUUUGCCACGUUGCUCGAGGAUGACGCGGUCGAGACCGUGUCUUACAGCGAGUUGAACGCUUCGGCAAAUAAAAUCGCUCACUGCUUGCAAGAUUGUGGAGCCAAGGAGGGCGGUAUCGUCGGCCUCGUUAUGGAGAAGUCGAUCCCGCUUUAUGCCGCAAUGCUGGGAAUUUUGAAGGCUGGAUGUGCAUAUCUCCCUCUCUUACCAAGUUCACCCGCCGAGAGAGUAAGAGGCAUCUUGACGCAGGCAGAUGUUACUGUAUGUGUCGCUGACAGCGAAGUCUCGGCUGCUCUGACGGAGGUUACGAACUGUCACUUCAUCGACGUCCGCAGAACCGACAUGUCGAUCAUCUCCUCCGACAACCUCUCCAUUCCACCCAAUCCGUCACGGCCAGCCUAUGUCAUCUAUACUUCUGGCACAACAGGCAAGCCAAAAGGUGUCGUCGUCACGCAGCUAAACAUCGCGGGCAAUCUUGACGUCCUCUCCCGCAUCUAUCCACACGCACCAACUUCGCGUUUACUACAAGCAUGUUCUCAGGCGUUCGACGUGUCGGUUUUUGAAAUUUUCUUCACUUGGAAGGUUGGCGCUUGUUUGUGCUCUGGCACCAAUGAUACCCUUUUCGAAGACCUGGAGCGGGCUAUCCGCUUCUUUGGGUGCACGCAUCUUAGCAUGACUCCCACCGUUGCGUCUCUCGUAGACCCGCGCAACGUUCCGGGCGUAGAGUUUUUGGUUACGGCAGGCGAGCCGAUGACAACAGUCGUCGCAAAGAAGUGGACGGGACAUCUGUACCAGGGAUAUGGCCCAGCUGAAACGACCAACAUCUGUACUGUCAAGAAGAUGAAGCCAGGUGACUUCAUAGACCACCUCGGAUUUUCGUUUGAGAAUACCUCAACAAUAGUCCUGAGCUCUGAAAGUCUGGAUCCCCUGCCUAUAGCGUUUGCGGGUGAAUUGUGUUUUGGAGGUGACCAAGUGGCGGCGGGAUACUUGGGCAUGCCAGAACUCACCAAUUCGAAGUUCGUCAACCACCCCCAAUUAGGCCGGAUCUACCGAUCUGGAGACAUGGGCCGUAUGCUUCCUGACGGCUCGCUCAUGGUACUGGGCCGUAUGGACGAUCAAUUAAAGCUGCGCGGUCAACGUAUCGACACAGGCGAAAUCAGCAGCAUUCUCACCACUUCUGGUCUUGCAACCUCCAGCGCGGCUGUCAUCGUCAGCCGCAAUAACUCGCCCGCUACGCAACUUGCCGUUUUCUACGUUCCUACAGACAACGGCAAUUCUGAGCACAUGAUGUUGCCAAUUGAUGACAGACUGGCUAAAGCCAACCGCACCCUUUUUGGACUUCUGCGGUCUCAGUUGCCGACCUACAUGGUUCCUACCUAUCUCUUCCCUAUUAGCUCCAUCCCCCUCACGUCAAGUGGAAAGAUCGAUAGAGCUGCAAUGCAAGCCUCAUUUCGCGAGUUCUCUCGUGAGCACUUGGACCUAGCUGCUGGCUCCAACGAGGAGCAUGACGACGAAAACGCUUGGUCUGACCAGGAAAAGACCAUUGCGCUUGUUCUUUCGCAAGACUUGAGCAUUCCGUUGGAAGACAUCACGCGCUGGCAGCCGUUUGCUGCGGUGGGCCUGGACUCUAUCUCGGCCAUCUCCCUGGCGAGGGCUUUGCGGGGUUCGUUCUCGGCCAAGAUUCCCGUGUCUUUGAUCUUGCGGUGCGGAAGUGUCGCUCGUCUGGCACAAGAAAUUUCGACUCAGCAGACAGAAGACGAAACUCAAAGCAUGAAUGCAUCAGCUUCUAUGUUUCCCGAUGAGUAUGUCGAGGCUAUCAAAGAAGACUUUGCCAAGGAAGGGCAAGAGGUUUCCACCGUGUUGCCUUGCACUCCACUCCAAGAAGCCAUGCUGUCUUCAACAGCUGGCUCGUCCUACUCCAACCAGCUCAUUUUCAAAUUGAGAAUCCCCGAGUCAGAUAUGAAGGGGUACUGGGAGGAGAUGUGCCAACGCCAUACUAUUCUCCGCACUUGCUUCAUCACCACAACAGAAUCUCGAAGAGCCGUCGCGCAAGUUGUGCUUAGCUCGUGGACAAUGCCUUGGCACAAUAUAGAAGCAGAAAGCUUACGAGAUGGAGCCGAAAAUCACACGAGGAACCUUUCUAGUUGUUUGAACUCGAAGAUUCCCCCUGUUUCUCUCGCGGUAAUCAAGUCUGAGAGCCUGAGCCACCUCUCAUUCGUCUGUCAUCAUGCACUCUACGAUGGCGUGGCAAUCGACGUUCUCCUCACGGAAAUCGAGCAGCUAGCCAGUGGAAAGCCGCUACAACCACCUGUUGACUACCUUCCUGUCCUUCACGAAAUUAUCGGUUCUCCGGACGGAAGCAAUUCCUUCUGGAAGACACAAUUUGAUGGGUUCAAGUCUGCACAACACCAACUCUCCGUCAGGUCUGCUGAGACAAUUGAGAGACAGGGGCCCUUGGUGGUCACAAACCUGCUCGAAACUUCUCUCAGCGACCUCCAAUCAGUCUCCAAGGCUACGGGAGUUUCAACAUUAUCAUUCUUCCAGACUGUAUGGUCUGUAUUCUUGAGCAUUGUCUAUAACGAAACAGACGUAUGCUUUGGCAAUGUCAUGAGUGGAAGGGCAUUGAGUCACGAAGGCAUUGAUCGGUUGGUUGCGCCUUGCUUCAAUACCUUACCCAUUCGGAUCGAGCUUCCAGCGUCGGCCCAAUUUGUCACGAUGCUCAGGAAAUUCCAAAAUCUCAACCCUCGCCUUCUGGAACGACAAUUCACGCCUCUGCGCUCCGUUCAGAAUCAGGUUACCAAAAGUGGAAUGCAGCUCUUUGACUCUCUCCUUCUCAUGCAGCAGCCUCGCUCGGAACGCGAUGCAUCUGUCUGGGAGGUGGUUGAAGAUAAUGGAGCCAUGGACGUGCCUCUGGUCUGUGAAAUUACUCCAGAACCCCGCAGUGACUCUAUAUCCAUCAAGCUCCACUGCAACAGCGAGCUCAUGACAACAGAGGCCCUAACGAGCUUGCUUCGCGUCUUUCUGCAUUUAGUUGCGAAGGCAGCCAAGCAUCCCGCUUCCAGCGUCCCUUCCCGAGAAAAUCUCCCCAUAGACAUUCAGGAGUUGUUAGAGAGCAUUGUUGUCGAUAAGACCGUAGACGAGGACGAACCAGAAUCCGAGCAGAGUCAAAACGUAUCAGAAGACAAGGAAUGGAACGACUCCGAGAAGCAGAUACGAUCUGUCUUGGCCAAACUGUCAAAGACUUCAGUCUCCCAGAUCAGCAGACACACUUCAAUUUUCCAACUUGGUUUGGACAGCAUCAACGCCGUACAGCUUGCCGCAAUGCUGCGAGACCAAGGUCUGCAGCUUUCUGCCUUGGAUGUCAUUGGGUUCCCUACCUGCGCUAAAAUGGCGGCCCGCCUCGGACAAUCUGCUAAGCAAGAUGUUACGCUAUAUGAUUUUGCCAAGUUCGAGCGAGAGAUCGGAAAUAUCUCCCUUGACGACGGUAUUGAGAAAGUUUUACCUUGCACGCCAUUGCAAUGCGCCAUGCUUAGCAACUUCAUCCAGUCAGGAGGCAAAGAUUACCUGAAUUACAUGUCUUUUGCACUCAACGAUGACGUUUCCCUUGAUAAGGCUCGCGCGGCAUGGGAAUCUCUCUUCGAGCACCACCAAAUGCUAAGAACCGGUUUCUUGCCAACACAACACCGCAAUGCUUCGUUUGCAAUGCUGCAAUAUUCCGCUCGUGGCACGAGCUUGCCGUUGGCGGUUCACGACAAUGAGACAGAAUCUUUCAACGUCACGAAAUGGAAGUUGGAUAUCGCUCACGCCGUCCUCCAAACUCUGGAAAACCCACCGUGGGCGGUUGCACUUGACUGUCUCGACUCAGGCAUCAACAUGCAUAUCUUCAUGCAUCACGCACUCUACGACGCGUUCUCUCUUCAGCUAAUCUUGCGAGAUUUGGCUAUUCUCCUCCAGGGCGGUCGUCCUAGCCAGCAUCCACCAAUCGACCGUGCUCUCUCCAAUAUCAUGGCAGGCUCUGCAAAGGAGGAUUCUGAAGAAUUCUGGAAGAAAAAGUCGUCUGAGGUGGUAGUCAAUCGAUUUCCUACCCUCACUCCGCUAUCCGAGGCAUCUCCAGAACUUACCUCAAGUUCCAAGUCUGCCAGCAUUAGUCUCGAGAUUCUCACCGAAAAGGCAAGGCAAGCUGAUGUGUCAAUUCAAACCAUACUGGAAGCAGCUUGGACUCGUGUUCUCUCUGCUUAUCUCGGCGAAGAGGAUGUCGUCUUCGGAGUGGUCUUGUCUGGCCGUAUCGACGAUGAGACAGAGGGUCUUGUAUUUCCCUGCAUCAACACCGUUCCUGUUAUUGCACACAACAAGUCUUCCAACUCCGAGCUCCUGCAGCAAAUGCUGGGGUACCACAACGAGCUAUUGAAGCACCAGAAUACACCCCUCGCCCAAAUCCAGCGCUGGCUUGGUCACCAAAAUGCCCAAGUCUUCGACACCCUUCUUGUGUAUCAGCGGAUACCUGAAGAUGGUGCGUUGGAUUUCCCUUGGAAGACAGUCAGUGAUGAGGGCAAUCUCGACUACCCUCUGUCCCUUGAAAUUGAGCCCUUGGCCGGUGGUGAGAUCCAACUUCGCGUUACCCAUCGCACCGACGUUCUCCCUGCAGUCCAAGCUCGUCACUUAGUAGACCAGUUCGAUGCCAUCUUACAGCAUCUUGCUCAGAAUCCUACUGGAACUGAGGACGACUUGUGGGUUCAUAAUCCCUCAGUAUUCUCCAUUCUACCACCUCAGGAGCCGGACAUUCCGUCUGAAGAGCAGUUCUUGCACCAAUUCGUCGAGAGCAAGGCACGCACGCAUCCAGACAAGGUCGCUUUGGAGUUUGUUACCGGGUUCCACGGGGAAACACCGAUUUCUAAGCAGUGGUCCUUCAAAGAACUCAACGAGAAAGGCAAUCAAGUCGCCAACCUUCUCUCACAGCACUCCAAAGUUGGGCAUACGAUCGCGAUCCAUUUUGACAAGUGCCCCGAGGCUUGCUUCUCCAUUCUCGGCAUUCUCAAGUCUGGCUGCGCUUUCCUAGCACUAGAUCCAUCCGCGCCAAAGGCGAGAAAAGAGUUCAUACUCAAGGAUUCCGGGGCUCUUGCGCUGCUCACCAACAAUGAUAUCGAUUUUGUUGUUGAUCAGCCAAUUCACCACAUCGAGGAUUCAGUGCUCGAUACUGCCUCUAAGGAGUUCUCCAGUCCGGAUUCCCUCAGCAUUCAGGACAACUCCUAUUGUUUAUAUACUUCUGGUACCACUGGAACGCCAAAGGGGUGCGAAAUCACGCACGAGAAUGCUGUUCAGGCCAUGAAAGCAUUUCAGAGGCUGUUUGAGGGUCAUUGGGAUGAGACCUCCAAGUGGCUUCAAUUUGCUUCUUUCCACUUUGACGUGUCAGUCCUUGAGCAAUAUUGGAGUUGGUCUGUUGGUAUGACUCUAGUUGGAGCCCCGCGAGAUCUCAUUCUCGAUGACCUUGCCGGUACAAUCCGAAACCUGGCAAUCACCCACAUUGAUCUGACGCCAAGUUUGGCUCGCCUGCUUGACCCGGCGGAAGUGCCGAGCCUAUCUAGGGGUGUUUUUAUCACCGGUGGAGAGGCUCUAAAGCAGGAGAUUCUCGACGUAUGGGGACCCGUUGGCGUGAUCUACAACGCUUACGGCCCAACUGAGGCCACAAUUGGCGUCACCAUGUACCAAAGAGUCCCCCACAACGGUCGCGCUUCCAACAUUGGAAAGCAGUUUGACAAUGUUGGUUCAUAUGUUCUCAAACCUGGAACUGACAUUCCAGUCAUGAAGGGUGCUGUCGGCGAGCUUUGCGUUUCUGGAAAGCUCGUCGGUAAGGGAUACCUGAACCGCCCAGAGCUAACCCAGGAACGUUUCCCAGUCCUGAAAGGCUUCAACGAGCGCGUGUACCGCACCGGUGAUCUCGUCAGAUUACUUCAUGAUGGAUGCUUCGACUUCCUGGGUCGUGCUGACGACCAGGUCAAGCUGCGCGGGCAACGUUUGGAAAUCGGCGAAAUCAACCACUCCAUCCGCACCCGAGUUAGCGAAGUCAGCGACGUUGCCACUCUAGUCACCAAGCACGGCAGUCUGGACAAAGACAUGUUGGUGUCCUUCGUCAGCCAUAAGUCAACAGCUAAUUCCAAGGCGGAGCUGCAAGUGCUCAACGAACCCACGACGGCCGCUCUUGUUCGGUCUGUUCAGAAGGCCUGCAGAGACACACUUCCCGGCUACAUGGUUCCUUCGUACAUCUUCCAAGUUCCCCGCAUUCCCCUUUCUCCGAACAACAAAGCAGACAUCAAGCAGCUUAAUCAGCUUUUCAGAACUUUGACUCCAGAGACGUUGGUUCAGUUGUCACCAUCCUCGAGGACAACUUCAGAGCCAACCAAUGAGGUGCAGCGGCAAAUCGUAUCAACAGUACAGGAGUUCCUCGGCGACGACACUCCAGUCUCGCUGUCAUGUAACAUCUUCGAUCUUGGGGUUGACUCAAUUUCAGCUCUCCGACUCUCCAGACUGAUGCGUAAGAAUGGUUUGUCAGGCGCGGCGCCCAGGGUCAUUUUGAGAAAUCCCACUCUCGGCGAUCUCGCUGAAGUCCUUCAGCAGACCAAUUCAGCAAGUGAGGGCAGCGGAGUUCACGAGGCACGCCAGCUCAUCCAGGCAUUUGGCCACCGAUACAGAUCUCUAGCCGUGCAAGAGCUUUCUCUCCCAAGUGAUGGGGACAUUGAGUACGUUGCGCCGUGCACACCGCUGCAAGAGGGCAUGCUCUCGAGAUUCAUGUCCGAUCAAGACGAGGGCGCCUACUUCACUGCUUUCCGGCUGAAGCUUUCAUCCGAAAUUUCCAUUGAAAGGUUGAGGGUUGCGUGCGAGCAGCUUGUAAAAUCCCAUGCAAUCCUGAGAACCAGUUUCAUCCAAACGCCUGCCGGCUUUGCACAGGUUGCCCUCAAGUCUUCUGAGCUUUCUUGGAGAGACCUGAGAGUCCUUGAGCCUGCUGAAGUCGAGACACAACUGGCAAGCGCAAUGCCAGCACUCAUCCACAAGAACAGCCGAUGUGUUUCCGAUCCUCUGGAACUGAUCGUAGCUCGAGUGGGCGAGGAGACAAUUUUAGUUGUUCACAUCUUCCACGCGCUGUACGACGGCGUGACAUUUGAGACAAUGCUCCGUUGGGUUUCCGAUGAGUAUUCGCAGAAAGAACACCAACCAGCCCCCUCGUUUUUGGAUACCCUUGCACACGGACCGCUCGCAAAUUACGAUUCCAGCCGCCAAUUCUGGACCGAACACCUCAGCAACUGCCUUUUUGACACUAUUCCAAGACUUCAGGGUGGUGAUCCCUCGAGCAUAAUCACAAGGACGAAAACUUACUCGGCCCGCAACCUUGAAACGUUACGCAGAUCGCUGAAUGUCACACUUCAGUCAGUUGUUCUUGCCCUGUGGACAUCUGUUUUCAAAAAGCAUUUCCCCAUCAAUGCCGCGACCGGCGUAAUUGUGUCUGGCCGGUCUAUUGACAUGGACCAAAUUGAAAACACCAUCGGUCCUUUGUUCAACACGCUGCUCUUCUACGCUGGCCUCAAGGAGGGGGACACUUGGCUAUCUCUGAUCCAAAAGUGUCAUGAGUUUAGCACGGCAGUCUUACAGUUCCAGCACGUGCCGCUGCGGAACAUUCAAAAGUGGUGCACUAAGUCCAGAGGUCGGCCCAGCUUUGAAAAUCUCUUCGUUUUCCAAGUUGAACAAGCUCGUUCGGCGGAGCCCUCAGGCAUGUGGUCCAUUAUGGACGACUACAGCGUCUCUGACAAUCCCCUCGCCUUUGAAGCGUCGUCAACCCCCGAUGGUCAACUCCGAGUCCAGAUUGUGGCACACGGAGAUGUUGCUGACGAGGCUAUGAUGAACUCUCUCUUUGAGGAGAUUGAUGAGGCGAUGGUAGAUGUCACCUCUCGCGCAACCUACUCUCUGCCUGUCAGUGCCAAUGUCUCUCGUGAUGCUUCGACUGCCGCAUCGCCCCGCACCCCGUUGACUUCACGACCCGAGUCCAUUGACGGCGACUUCAAGGACCACGAGCUUAACCUGAACAUCUCAGACUUUGAGUGGACACCCGCCGCUUUGGUGCUGAGGAAAGAGAUUGCUGCUCUCUCAGGUGCUUCUGAGGAAAGUAUCAUAGAGAACAUGGCCCUUCUGGAAUUGGGCUUGGACAGCAUCGACCUUGUGAAACUAUCUGCAAGGCUCAAGCACUCCGGUCACAAUCUCACAUUGUCUCAACUCAUGAAGUCGCAAACCAUCGCCGUCAUGUCUUCUAUUAUCAAUCGUAACAAGCCUGUCUCGGAAGACUCAAAUCAGCAAUCAAACUACGACGACCUUAAGGCAAAGCUGUGGGAGGCCGUGGAGUCCACUAAUUUCGAAAUGCAACAAGUCGAGGCCGUCUUGCCUCCCACACCAUUGCAAGAGUCCAUGAUUGCCGACAUGUUGCAAUCGGACUUCGAGCAGUACUUCAAUCACGACGUCCUAGAGUUGGCCAGCGGUGCUGAUGUCGAUAAGUUCGAGCAAGCUUGGCAACAGGUCGUUCAGAGAUCGCCUAUCCUGCGAACUGUGUUUGUGCAGAUCGAGGACCCUUCUGUUGAUCAAACUUUUGCCCAAGUAAUCUCGAAGUCCAGUCAUGUGUUGGUCAACAAGCUUCAGACAGGUGAUGUGACUGAAGUGCAGAGCAUUGUCGAUAAGCAUAAGCGUAAUGCUCGCGAAGCUCAAGGGCAUUCGAAUCUUCUGCAGCUGUCUGUCAUUCCAGGAGAUAACAAGUCUCUUGUCGUCUUGUCGAUUUCGCAUGCCCUUUACGAUGGAUGGUCUCUGGCUUUGCUUCAUCAAGACGUUGCUGCAGCAUACCAAGGCCAGCUUUCCGAUCGACCGCAGACUGAGCAAUUCCUUCAAAGCUUGGUCCAGACGCCGACAGAUCAAUCCAGAAAGUUCUGGUCGCAGUACCUCGCCAACACACGGCCAUCACUGCUUUCUGAAAGGCAGCUCUCGGCUACAUCACCGGGUGACCACACCUACCGGACGGAGGCUGUCUCAAGUACUGGACUUGACCGCGUGACAGACUUCUGCAAACGGCACGCUGUCAGCCUGCAAGUUCUCGGCCAGGCUUGCUGGGCAUCAACUCUUGCGACACUUCUCCAGACUCUCGAAGUUAGCUUCGGUGUCGUCCUCGCAGGGCGCGACUCGGAACCAGCCCAAGCCCUCAUGUUCCCGACGAUGAACACUGUGGCUGUACGCUGCGUUCUUCACGGCUCUGCCACCAACUUCCUUCGCUACCUUCAAGAAACCAUGGGCGACAUCGUCGAGUUCCAGAAUUACCCCCUGAGAAAGGCACAGGCCAUCGCUGGAGGGCGACUCUUCAAUACGCUUUUCAUUCUGCAGAAGAACCCCGAGUCUGGACCUGAAAACCCUCUGAUGAAAUCAGUCCAAGGCUCCUCUGCGACCGAGUUUGCCGUCUGCGCGGAGCUGGAAGCUACGUCAAAGAAUCUCAUCUGGCGCAUUGCCGGGCAAAAUGCGGCGCUGCAGUACAUCAUCAGCAACCCCGAGGAGAACCUACUUCGCUUUGAGGACGACAAUGUUUCCAUAUGCCAGCUUCCCUCAUUCCAGGCGAGGAAGGCGCCUGCUGAUUCUUCUACGAAAAUCACCAAAUCGGACGAAGCCACAGAGUGGACGGGUACAGAGAAGCUCCUGCGCCGGGUGCUCUCACAAGCUGCAGGGGUCGAAGAGAGCUCAAUCAGCAAGAGCCAUACACUCUACAACCUAGGCCUAGAUUCGAUCAGCGCCAUCAAGGUCUCUGCGCUCCUUCGCAAGGAAGGAUUGAACCUUGGCGUAAAGGCCCUGUUGACAUCGACCUCAAUUCAAUCUAUGGCUCAGCAGGCUCAGUCAAGCACCUCCACUGAGAUGCAGCAAUCCCCAGACACCCCUUCUGCUGGGUUUGAACUCCCAAGCACAAUCGAUAGUGAAGCCCUGCUUACCAGUGCUGGUAUUGCCGAGUCUCAGGUGCUAGCAAUCCUGCCUCCUCUGCCAAUGCAAGUCUACAUGAUGUCAGCAUGGCAGAACUCCGAGGGCCGAGUCUUCUACCCAGAGUUCUCCUACCGUGUUCAAGGGUCUGUGACGGUCGAUCAACUGCAAGGGGCAUGGUCCGCUGUCGUUGAGUCAGAGCCGAUUCUCCGGACAUGUCUCGUUGCCACAGGUCAGAGGUCGCUACCUUUCGUGCAGAUUGUUCUCCGUCCCGAUGCCGAUGGACCUCACAAGCACAUCGCCAUGCAAGGAGAGGCCCCUACUCCAGAGUCUCACACGGAAUCGUGCUGGCCCCAGGUACACCUUUCCGCAAAGCAAGAGGAUGAUAAAUCUUGGCUGCUUCAACUGAAACUUCAACACUCACUUUACGAUGGAUUCAGUCUACCAGCACUCAUGCAACACCUUCUAUCCACGAUUCAAGGACAAGACUCCAAGAAGGUCAUGGAGCUGGACUUGUGGAGGUCGUUCCUUGGUGCUCACCAUCACCACGAGGUGAAAGACGACAAUAGGAAGUUUUGGACGGAAUACUUUGAAGGCAUCAUUCCCGCCACGUCAUCUAAGCUCGACGACACGACCAAAUCGUUGGAGCGAGUGGCACUCCUUCAACGCUCUGCUAUUUCUGGUAUCGCAAACCUACAAGGCUCAUGCUCCCAGGCCGGCGUGGGUCUUCCUGCCCUCUUUUUCGCCGCGGCUGCCAAGACUCUCCAAAAGUCGAAAAUUCUCUCGUCGUCCUUGAACACCAAAGAGGUCAUAUUCGGUAUCUACUACGCUAACCGAUCCCUCGCCGAUAAUCUGCAACCGACGUUUCCCACGCUCAACUUGGUUCCUCUCAAGGUCCGGGUCGAUGAGACUUCCAGUAUCAUCACCAUCGCUCAGCGAGUGCAACAAGACUUGCAUCUCAUCUCAUCACACUCAACCGUGGGGUUGUGGGAGAUUAAGGACUGGACUGGGCUAGAAAUUGACUGCUUCGUCAAUUUCCUUCAUCUCGGCGACGACGACAAGGAGAUCCUCCAGGCAGGAGAUGUCUCGUUCGAGCUCGUUUCGAAUGGAGACGAGAUUGAGGGCCUGACCAAGACGGAUGGCAACUCAGGUCUAUCAUCGAGCGUCUCUGCUCGAUGGUUAGUGGACAAUGCAGUUCGAGACGCAUUUCCAGACGCUGUGGAUAUCGAAGCGUCGAUAAAGGAAGGCGCAAUGGAUAUUGGAGUGUUUGGGUCAGCGGCUAAAGUGUCCCAGUCCUCCGCUGGCGAGCUUAUCAGCGUGCUUAGUUGCAUUUUGAAGGAGUUAUGA